AUGCUAGCCGACCUGCACACGGCCCUCACGGCCCCCUUUGAGCUCAUCGACACCUUGUACCAACGACGUCAAGAUGAACUCCGCUCAAGCUCAAGCUCGAGCCAGCGAGAUUCAGCUUCGACGUCGCGCUUGCCCAGGUCGACUUUGGCGUUGAGUGCGUUCGACAAGCUCGUACAGGAGCGUUUCGCCAACUUGCUUGAAGCAGAAAAGAAUCUUGAUCAGGUGGGUUGACUUGGUAGUUCGAGUAGGGAGUGUAGAGUGGUGUACCUGGUUCGGGCGAUGAAAUGCUCAUCGGUGACGGCAUCAUCGCCCCCCCAUGCCACCUCAAAUCCACACACUGUUCAAUCACCAUACUGACUCGAACCUCGGAAACGACCCCAGCUCCCGCUCAUCACCUCCACCACAACUCCAUCGACCCUGCCCGCGCUCGGUUCACUCGUCCGUUUCCGCGCCAUGGUCCAAGACACAGGGUACGGGUCCGAGCUGUACCGUGCUACACGAUCGACGUCGAAUGGUCAAGAAAUGGUCGUCAUGUUUGGUAGGGACGAGGUUCAGGUGAACACGCACCAAUCCGGAGGCGUGAGUUGAGAGUUGAUCCCGUAUCGAAGGCGGGGGAAAUUCACACCUGACUAUGGUUGCAUCGCGCACAGGUCGUUCAUGAGGAGGAGGAUUAUACGAAUCUGCAAGAACGGCAGAGCUUUUACAUCGUCUCUGUUCCGGGAGAGAACGAAUGGGUCAAACUUGUCAGUCCUAUCCUUUCCACUUGCGCUGGCCGAGAAGUGGACGGAAAAUCCUGACCGCGUGACUUUUCUUGGUUGUUUCUGCACCACCAGGCAUCGGAUAAGCAACGUGAGUUCAGAAGAAACCAACAUGUCAGAAGGAACAGGAACUCAUCGGACCGUACUACGUUUUGCUCCAACAGCACUCCAAAACAGCGUCGCCUCGCUUUCACUCCAAGAAGGCUCCGCUGAGACAGGUUCGGGCCUGCCCAACAAGUAUCCUAUCCCUUCGGAACGCCAUUUCGGAUGUAUUGCAAAGGUGCGUUGGAAUUGCUGUGGUUAAAGGUGGGCGGUGCGGUCACUUAGAUUGUCAUUCCAACCGACAGAUCUACGGCGAGGCAGCAGACAAGAUCAAGACGACCGAUGUCUAUGACUUUGUUGGCAUCCUUGGCGAGACACAGUGAGUGGGGAAAUCUCACCACCCAACUGUCAACGACUGACGAGAAACCCUACCUCGUCCAGACUCACGGACUCGUUCGACGAGCUCGCUGCGCAAUCAGGCGCCGCCGUCGCACCCUCGGCUCCAAUCCCCGCGCUUCACGUCAUUCUCACCCUCCCCGUCACUUACCCGAUCGCCCCCGUCGACAAAGCUACGGAUUACCUCACGCUGAGGAAGGAACUGGUCGAUCAUCUCACCACGCUCUUACAGGGUGAUUCGGAUGCGGCCGAGUGGCUCUUGCUCGCUCUGUUGGCUCGGAUGUGAGUCGCAGGCAAGGAUGGACAUUCUGGCCUUGAGCCGUCGACUGAAGUCUUUCUCCGUUGAACAGUCAUCUGCGACACCCGACCGGUCUCGCCCUCGGAUCUCUCUCGCUGAACCUCGCCUACCCUUUGGGCACGAUCGCUCCCGACACGAGCGAACACCUGAUUCAGUUCAUCUCAUCCCUGGUUCCACGCUCCACUCACCUCUCCAUCACAAUCCCGAUCCUCAACUCCUCCUCAACUCCCCUAGCCCCCCGAACAAUAGAAGAAUCCCUACACGCCGGCGCCCUCCAACUCGCCUCCAACACCCUCGUCCUCGUCGACACCCUCUCCAUCGGUCAAGGUCAACUCGUCGAUACAGGCGUCAAGAAUCUCCGCCAUUUGGCCACGACGAUCGCGCAACAAAAAUUGACGUAUGAGUUCCCUUAUGCGAGUUUCGACCUCGAGACGGAUUUGGGCUUCGUCGUGCUUUCACAAGGGAAGGCGAUCAUCCCUACGGAUUGUGUCGUCUACGUACAACCCCAAACGACGACCUCGACGCUCAAAGUUCCCGAAAUUUCCCACGUCAAAUUAUCCGAAUGGCGUUCCUUCCUCCAUACCUUCAAACAUGACCCUUUCAGCGUCCCGGAAAGCAUGUCCGAAACGAUUCAAGCCGACUUUGUCGACCGAAGAUCCAAAUCCGUUGGAGGGCAGGGUAUGACGCAGGAUGAUUUGGUGUUUAGGAUGACGGCAAGUCGGUUGAUGGCGUUGAGCUUCGGGAGGGAGGAAUUGGGGGUGGAGAGUUGGGUUAGGACGGGCGAAUUGGACGAUCGGAGGAAGGAGAGGGGGCCGCAGACUGUUCGGGGAGGCACUGCGUAG
This is a messenger RNA of Microbotryum saponariae, 2336 nucleotides long. The record is from the annotation of a GenBank genome assembly. Lineage: Eukaryota; Fungi; Basidiomycota; Microbotryomycetes; Microbotryales; Microbotryaceae.